CCCUCGGACAAUCCUAAGCUUUUCUUUCGUGUAAUUACAUUUUAAUUACAGUAAAAACAUAUUUGAAUGUCAUCAACCGCUUUAUGAUUGAUUCCUCCCAAACAAAGAAUAGACAGUAGGGAGUCUACAUUACCAAAGCUGUUGUUACUUAUUCAGAUAUGUCUCUGGUAAUGGAGGACUAUUCAGAGUUUACACCUAGAAUGGAGGAGCUCGUGGACUCUCUGAUAAAAUGCUUACUUCAGUGGCAAGGAGUACCUUUGAGUUUUACAUUUGAUGACAUAAGAAUAAUCUUGGUAUCACUCGGAUCCUCUCCUGCUUUGAGAGACCUGUGUUUAUCAAAACUGGCAUGGGCUGUGCAGAACGUUGGUUCCUCUCUUAAAGUGGUUGCUAAGGGAGAUUGUGAGUUACAUGGCAAAGUUAUGACCUACCAGAAUGUUUUUCAUGUGCUUCUUGCUCUUGAGGAGAUACUGAGGGGAACUUUUGUGAAGCAGGAGACUUAUUCUGAGACAGUUUCCUCUAUCUAUCACAAUCUUAAUAGUUCACUUAGGCAUGUCUCGAAGGCCUUCCCAGUCUUUGCUCACUUCGUCUGGAGAUUGCUAUUGUUGUUGUCAAGACAUCCCUCUUUUUCAGAGCAAGAGGAACAAAAGUUGCUUUGAGACUUAAGGAAAAACUGAUGGCUAUUUCUACUAAAUUAAAAGUAGAAUCUUGGUGGCGUGGUUCCUUUACCUCUGUUUUCAUUCAACUAUGAAUAAACGUUCAUUUAAGGCGAAGUUUGUUGUUUGUAUUUUCUCUUUAAAUGAGAGUAUGCCGUUGCCCAAAUCCCUAAACUUCUAAAAGGCUUCACAAGUCAGUAACGCUAUCAGUAGCCUUUUAAUUACCUAUUUCCCUUUAAAUUCCGCAUACGCUCUAAGAAUCUUUUUGUUUGCACUGUUCAAAUAACAAACCACACUCUGAUUAGUCUGGGCGGAAUACUUUGACGGAAAAGGCUUUUGGGCUAGGUCUUUAUGAAACAUUAGCGAAACGUUAGUGAUUUGUACAAAGAAGUGUAGGUAAAUAGGUCAAUAUCAGGUAGGGUACUACGAAGUUAAACUGCGUCCUGAUUCUCUUUGGUUUCUGAGUCAUAUCUUUCAAACUAUACAACAUUCUCAAAUCUCCUUAGCUGUAGAGUUGUAGUUUCUAAGUGUCUUGUUCCCAUGCAAAUGAAUAAAUUUAAUUCUAUAGCGUU
Pocillopora damicornis (cauliflower coral) is the source of this 1225-nucleotide messenger RNA. Its product is annotated as meiosis-specific protein MEI4-like. Gene Ontology annotation, biological process: oogenesis; DNA recombination; meiotic DNA double-strand break formation. Gene Ontology annotation, cellular component: lateral element. The record is from RefSeq and is a predicted model, not a curated record. NCBI's taxonomy places the organism in Eukaryota, Metazoa, Cnidaria, Anthozoa, Scleractinia, Pocilloporidae.